Molecule: messenger RNA, 834 nt
Organism: Lotus japonicus
Lineage: Eukaryota; Viridiplantae; Streptophyta; Magnoliopsida; Fabales; Fabaceae
Product: 7-deoxyloganetin glucosyltransferase-like
Exons: 1
Coding region: 16-774 (252 amino acids)
Source: RefSeq, a predicted model, not a curated record
UAAUUUGUUGUCUAUAUGAUAAGUAGAUGUGUUGUUAUCAAUCUCGUAAAAUUUGAUAAACAUCGCCACUUGCCAGCUCCGAUCUUCCCUAUAAAAUCUGGUGUACCAAAACUACAUCAUUUCAAUCUUCCCUAUAAACAUGAAUUAGAUGCCUAUUCUUUCUUUUGUAGCAAAAAAGAAUGGAGAUCGACUUCGUACAAACUGAAAAAGAAGCCUCAUGUUGUGUGCAUCCCAUACCCAGCACAAGGUCACAUAAAUCCAAUGCUGAAACUGGCAAAGGUUCUCCAUUUCAAAGGAGGUUUUCAUGUAACUUUUGUCCACACAGAACACAGCCACAAACGCCUUCUCAAAGCAAGAGGCCCUGAUUCCCUUAAUGGUCUCCCUUCAUUUCGCUUUGAAACCAUCCCUGAUGGCCUUCCAGCUGAGACUGAUGUGGAUGUCACACAGGACAGAGAUACCUUGUGUGAGUCCAUCAGAAGAACUUGCUUGCCUCACUUUAAAAACCUUCUUUCCAAAUUCAGUAAUGCCUCCUCAGAUGUUCCUCCUGUAAGCUGCAUAGUUUCUGAUGGGGUUAUGAGCUUCACUCUGGAUGCUGCCAUAGAAUUGAACAUCCCAGAGGUGCUGUUUUGGACCACAAGCGCAUGUGGCUUUAUGGGUUAUGUUCAGUAUCGCCAACUCAUUAUAAAGGGCCUAAUACCUAUCAAAGGUAUUACAUUGAUGAAUUUCAUCAGUACAACAAAAAAUGGGUUUAUAGAUGCACAUGUGAGAGUUUAAACUAAUAUGUUUAGAUUGAUAAAAUCAUAAGUUGUAUAUGUAGAGUAUUGGUUUUUUUCC